Messenger RNA from Canariomyces notabilis, 580 nucleotides. RefSeq lists its product as uncharacterized. The transcript has 2 exons. NCBI's taxonomy places the organism in Eukaryota, Fungi, Ascomycota, Sordariomycetes, Sordariales, Chaetomiaceae. The record is from RefSeq and is a predicted model, not a curated record. The coding region runs from base 119 to 472 and encodes 117 amino acids.
GCUGCUAACCGGGCGAUCCAGUGCGGCGAGAUCGGCCACAUUGCCCGCAACUGCAGCAAGGGAGGCUCUUCCUUCGGCGGCGGCUACAACUCCGGCGGCUACGGCGGUGGCGGCGGCUAUGGCGGCGGCCAGAGGACCUGCUACUCGUGCGGCGGCAUCGGUCAUAUGUCCCGUGACUGCGUCAGCGGCAACAAGUGCUACAACUGCGGUGUUUCCGGCCACUUGUCGCGUGAAUGCCCCAAGGAGUCCACCGGCGGCGAGAAGAUCUGCUACAAGUGCCAGCAACCUGGCCAUGUCCAAUCUCAGUGCCCGAACAACUAAGGUGUCGACAUGUCGUCGAGCGCUUUCUUCUUACCCGCCCAGUUCUUCCGCCGCUUCAUUGACCUAUUGCAUUGCUCCUGUUCGACGAUCGGGUAGAAAGGGAGACAAGGAAGUUGACGACACGGGGUUGCGCCAUAAACUGCCUUUCUAGUGGACAGAUCUAGCGCUCGCGCGCCGGAGUUCCACGAGUUGUCUUGCUGGGUAUCUCGGUGGCCAUCUGGAUACCCUCUCAGUUGGCAUGUCCCUCGCCCAAAAUUUA